Messenger RNA from Aspergillus alliaceus, 464 nucleotides. RefSeq lists its product as uncharacterized. The transcript has a single exon. The record is from RefSeq and is a predicted model, not a curated record. The coding region runs from base 89 to 265 and encodes 58 amino acids. Lineage: Eukaryota; Fungi; Ascomycota; Eurotiomycetes; Eurotiales; Aspergillaceae.
UCCCAUUCUAGAGGAAACUGAUUCCCUGACCCUGACGCUGCCGAUAGAACCGAACAUGUAGGUUUAGGAAAUGUCAAGGUUAUAUUAGAUGUCUGCACCUUGGGAUUGGUAUCUUGAUUCUUUCUGCUUUUUUUCUCUCUCCCCCUCCCUUUUUCUAUCUCGUUUUUUUUUAACAGUUCCUAAUAAUUGCAGGCAUAAGAGCACUCUUCUUCCAUACCAUAUCUUCUACAUAUUAUAUAUCUUUACUCUUACCAUAUCUGUCUAACUGUUGAUCUAAUGGAGCCAAGGGAGAAGGAGUUCAAAAGAAAUCAAGAUAUGAUUGAUUGGCUAACUUCAAAACUAAGUGGGAAGUAUUUCGUGAGAAACAGUCUAAUAACAGGUCAUUCUAGGGGGCUCUAUUGCCGCAGGAAAACAAAGGGGCAAGAGGCAGGAUAUCGGCAAGAAGGCAAGGCAAUCGCCUAUCA